AUGCGACGAUUGUUCGAGAUCUUAAACAUACCACUUUCGAUACAAAGGACAAUUUUGGACAAGGUUUCCACCGGAAGACGUCUACGGAAGCUUUUACAACUGGAUCCAGCUGAGUAUAUGUUAGCUAUUUCGGGAAAUGAUGCUCUUAGGGAAUUAUCUUCAUGUGGAAAGAGUAGAAGUUUCUUUUACCUAACUCAACAUGAUAGAUUUAUGAUUAAGAUGGCGAAGAAAUCAGAAGUCAAGCAGUCACUAGCUCCUGCUAGCUUAACAUUGGAUGAGAGUGUUGGAAAACCGAAACCCAAGGGUGUGUCUGCAAACAAUUCGAUCAGUAACAACGAGAAUAUAUUCGAGAGAGACGAAUAUCCUGUAAUUGUGAAUGGUGUCAUGCUCAGAGAGUGCAAAGAGAAUGAGAUUCAGAAUUCAUCGAAAGAGGCAGUUGACUUCAUGGGAGCAUCACUUAGAAGUAAUGGCCAGCACACUAGAGAAGAAAGUGUUGCUAAAUACGAAGCUUGGAUAGAGCUUGAUCUAUCUCAGACAAGAUCGAACGCUUCCGAGAACCAAUCUUUUUAG
Messenger RNA from Arabis nemorensis, 570 nucleotides. The record is from the annotation of a GenBank genome assembly. NCBI's taxonomy places the organism in Eukaryota, Viridiplantae, Streptophyta, Magnoliopsida, Brassicales, Brassicaceae.